UUUUCUAGAAAUUUGGAUGACUGCCAUAAAAGUUAUUAAAAGAGUACACACAGCCUCACAUGAGAAAUUGAUAUAAAUCUAGAUCUAAUUGACUUUUAUCCAAAUUUACAUUUUAUUACGAUAAUUUGUAUCCUCAAUUAAGAUUUAUUAACCUAUAUUUAUGGACUGACAAAAUCAUUUACAUUAAACAUUUUCAUAGAAAUAUUCUGAAUAUUGGAAAACAAUGACAAUGCAUUCUUUAAUAUUCUCCCAUCUCUAAAUCUUUGAUAUUGAAGCAGUUUACAAGUAAAAACAAACAGAAAUGCAAAGCUCUAAUUUGGAGGGUGAUAUUGAGAUAUCUAAACCAAUGCCAGGAAUAUCACCUGAAGUACUGGCCCACCCAAAUAAAAAGAGCCUGCCUGUUCCAAUCCACCCAGUUGUAACUAGCCUGCCUGUUCCAAUCCACCCAGUUGUAACUAGCCUGCCUGUUCCAAUCCACCCAGUUGUAACUAGCUUGCCUGUUCCAAUCCACCCAGUUGUAACUAGCCUGCCUGUUCCAAUCCACCCAGUUGAUAGUAGCCUGCCUGUUCCAAUCCACCCAGUUGAUACUAGCCUGCCUGUUCCAAUCCACCCAGUUGAUACUAGCCUGCUUCAUGCUCAUGAGACUUGUUUAGAAAACUUAAUGGCCAAUAAAGUGAAUAAAAGUACUUCCACUGAAAUGGAAGAAUCUGAAGAGUUGAAAUGUAAAUACUGUGUUAUAAGGUUAUCAAAACUGAGGAAACUGGAAAAAUUGGCAUCACACACAAUCACUCCAAGAUCUCCCUACAGCAGUCAAUCUCUCAAGACCACUAGCAACAUAAAAAAAGAACGUGGCUCCCAGACUUCAGCUGCUUUGUUUGAGAGAGCUGAAAUGACCAACAGGGAGCUACGUAGUUUAGCCAUGAUUCUCCGUUUUCAAGAUGGAAAGCCAAUGAGAACAGAAACCUAUUGUAAGUGUGUGAUGUAUGGGAAAGAAAGAGAUUGCAAAUGUGGAGAAGAGGAUAGCUACUUUGACUGGGUUUGGGAACUAAAUACUAAACAUCGUGGUCAAGCCACAAAUCUUCAAGAAAAAGGUCGCCAUGUUAUUUUCCAUAAAGAUUACAGCUGUGGAACAACUGCUGUGCGUGGCCAACUGCCCAUGGAUAAAGAUCAGUAUUUCUGGGAGAUUAAAAUGACCACACCUGUCUAUGGAACUGACAUGAUGGUUGGUGUGGGAACAGCUAAUGUAGAUCAAAACAAAUACCACAAUAUGUUCUGCAGUAUGCUAGGGUGUGAUAUGGAUAGCUGGGGUCUAUCUUAUGAUGGCCGCAUACAGCAUGGAGGCCGUAAAAGUGAAUAUUGCAGCAGGUUUGGACAAGGUGCCAUCAUUGGUAUGCACUUAGAUAUGUGGCAUGGCACGCUUGCCUUUUUCAAGAAUCGACAUAAUUUAGGUAUUGCAUUUAGAAACCUCCAAGGAAGAACGUUAUAUCCAAUGGCAUGUUCUACUGCAGCUAGAAGUGGCAUGAGGGUGAUCUCAUCAAGGUCAUUUCCAACAUCCCUGCAGUUCUUGUGCUGCCAGAAGCUGAGGAAGUUUGUUCCACCUCACUUAAGUGUCCUGGAUGCUUUGACCAUGCCACCUGGCCUGCGAGCUUUUCUAGCUAACAACAUGACUUGGCUCCUGGAUGUCCCCCACAGUGCACCUGAGUCAAGGUCCAGAUAUAUUUGUGACAUCUGCAUGCCAUUGAAAGGAGUGUUUGAAGGCUACACUGAUGAGGAGGACAGUAGUGAUGAUGAUUGUAAAAUUGACCAUGUGCAUGAUGUGCUGAACUUAGCAGACUCUGAUGAUGACUCCUAUGAUGAGGAUAGCGACGGUAUUGAUAGAAAGACCCAAAGCCGCUCCAUGAAUGCUUUCCCUGUUAGGCUUGGCAGACGCUACUGGCCCACUGUAGCUACCAUAACAUCUACCAGCACACCUUCAGAGCCAGAGCCUAGAAGAAACAUCAUUAUGAGCAGGACUCUGAGUGGUGUGAAGAAGUUCAGACUAGACAGCUCUCUAGACUCUGCAGAGGGUCCUUCAGAAGAUCUAGAGGAAGAUGAUAGUGAGGAGGAAGACAAUGUGCACCAAACAGAAGAAAGUCAAGAUGGAGACAUUGAUAAACCACUAAAUCAACUUGGAAAACGCAAACGAUCAUAAUGUGGAUAUUGGCAUUGUUUAUUUAUUUCUGGUGAAUUUCUGUUCCUUUUAUUUUUAACUUUUGUUUUUCUGUUCUUGUUAUUUUAUGUAACCCUUCAGUUGUAGGGGUGAGUCUGUUAUGACUAUACUUAUGAGUCUAUUGUGACUUUACAUAUGAGUCUAUUGUAACCUUACAUGAGUCUGUUAUGACUAUAGAUAUGAGUCUAUUGUAGCUAUACAUAUGAGUCUGUUAUGACUAUACAUAUGAGACUAUUAUUACUAAACAUAUAUUGUUCAGUUACUCUAACAAUAUUUGAUAUUAUGUUGCCACUUUGGUAUUACGAAGUUCACAUAUUGUCAUGUAACCAUAGCAACUGUUCAUCUUAGUGUUCUAGUUACAACCUUUUUUUUUUUAUUUUGUCUUCAUGUUAAGUUUUAUCUACUGUGUGACUUGAGUUUCAUUCAUACCUUAGGUAAAAUUUGUUUUAGUGUUUUAUCUUCUGUGUGACUUGAGUUCAUUCAUACCUUAGGUAAAAUUUGUUUUAGUGUUUUAUCUUCUGUGUGACUUGAGUUUCAUUCAUACCUUAGGUAAAAUUUGCUUUAAUGUUUUGUCUUCUGUGUGACUUGAUUUCCAUUUAUUCCUUAAGUUGAACUUGUCUUAGUGUUGAAUUUUGUCUUCUGUGUGACUUGAGUGCCAUUUAUUCCUAAAAUUUAAAGUGUAUUUUUUACCCACCUGUGCAAGGUGGGUUUUUUAAAUGAUUUUCUGUGACUUUCAAAUUUAAAAGGUGUAAUAAAACUUUGAUUUUCAUAUAAAUCAUCUCUCUCCAGGAUAUACUGGCAUUUAAAAUGGGACCAUUUUCUCAGUUGUUGCAUCUUAAGAUAUUUCUCUAAGUCUUGCUACUGUUGUCUUGCCAAGUCACAGAAGUAACUCAGGUGGUGAGGUCUGGUGGAAAAAAAAUUUAAUUGUUGACAUUAAUAUCAAAAUUUUCUAUCAUUUUUUUUUAAAUGUUUAUUUGAAAUUCUAAAAUUAAUAUCAAAAUUUUCUAUCAUUUUUUUAAAUGUUUAUUUGAAAUUCUAAAAUUAAUAUCAAAAUUUUCUAUCAUUUUUUUUAAUGUUUAUUUGAAAUUCUAAAAUUAAUAUCAAAAUUUUCUAUCAUUUUUUUUAAUGUUUAUUUGAAAUUCUAAAAUUAAUAUCAAAAUUUUCUAUCAUUUUUUUUAAUGUUUAUUUGAAAUUCUAAAAUUAAUAUCAAAAUUUUCAACCUUUUUUUUUAAUGUUUAUUUGAAAUUCUAAAAUUAAUAUCAAAAUUUUCUAUCUUUUUUUUUUAAUGUUUAUUUGAAAUUCUAAAAUUACUUCUUUGUAUUACAUGUAUAGACAUAUUUUAUUGAUCUUUUUAUGUUUUAUUACAUAUGUAUAAAUAACAAAAGUGUCAAUAUUAUCUAAGAGUUGAAUUGCAAAUGAACUACAAUUUGUUGUUGAUUAAAAUAUUUUGUAUACAAACCAAAA
This is a messenger RNA of Biomphalaria glabrata, 3673 nucleotides long. RefSeq lists its product as uncharacterized. Bases 302 to 2191 code for a protein of 629 amino acids. The record is from RefSeq and is a predicted model, not a curated record. Gene Ontology annotation, molecular function: protein binding. The transcript is spliced from 5 exons. Gene Ontology annotation, cellular component: SCF ubiquitin ligase complex. Gene Ontology annotation, biological process: proteasome-mediated ubiquitin-dependent protein catabolic process. NCBI's taxonomy places the organism in Eukaryota, Metazoa, Mollusca, Gastropoda, Planorbidae.